GGAAGUGAAGGCGUGCCACUCUAAAGCUUGAUGCUUGGCGGAGUAACGGGGGGUGUCGUGUUGCAGUAGUGUCGCAGUUUCCCACACAGAAACUUCCUAAUUCAACGGCUUCUUCUUCGGGCAUACCGACCAUGGCGCAGGCUCUCAAGGAACGAUUCGAUAGGUUUCUCCACGAAAAGAACCUCGUGACCGAUGCCCUCGCCAAGAUCGAAGCAAAGACGGGAGUCAGCAGGGCGUAUGUCGCUUUGGCUGUCAUCGUCAUUAUCGCAGUGUACUUGGUGGUUGGCUAUGGAGCCUCCCUUCUAUGUAACCUCAUCGGUUUCCUUUACCCGGCCUACAUAUCCAUCAAGGCCAUUGAAAGUGCCACCAAAGAUGAUGAUACCAAGUGGCUGACCUACUGGGUGGUCUAUGGACUCUUCAGCGUGGCAGAGUUCUUUGCAGACAUUGUCCUCUCCUGGUUCCCGUUUUACUACAUUGGAAAGUGUGCCUUUCUGGUCUGGUGCAUGGCUCCAACUCCUUCCAACGGCUCCGUGCUGAUUUACAAUCGCAUAAUCCGCCCCUUUUUCCUGAAGAACCAAGCCAAGAUUGAUGAUGCGGUCAAGAACAUAAAGGAUAAGGCAUCUGAAGCCGCUGACAAGUUCAAAGAUGAGGCCAAAAGAGCAACUGCCAACAUAAUAUUUGAGGAAAAGAAGAGCACUUAAACAGGAUGAUCCCUGCAGAUUGUUUGUAUUUAAUGGAUGUCUGCUCUGUAACUUCAAUUAAAGGCUGUUACCCUGAUA
Entelurus aequoreus (snake pipefish) is the source of this 779-nucleotide messenger RNA. RefSeq names its product receptor accessory protein 5 (gene reep5). Lineage: Eukaryota; Metazoa; Chordata; Actinopteri; Syngnathiformes; Syngnathidae. The record is from RefSeq and is a predicted model, not a curated record. The transcript has 5 exons. Bases 132 to 701 code for a protein of 189 amino acids.